Molecule: messenger RNA, 1353 nt
Organism: Microthlaspi erraticum
Lineage: Eukaryota; Viridiplantae; Streptophyta; Magnoliopsida; Brassicales; Brassicaceae
Source: the annotation of a GenBank genome assembly
AUGAAUCACUCAGCUUCUGACCAAAGCCUUUACAUUGAGAGUGAUGAAGGAGAGGACGAGAGAAAGAACAACAUGUCCGAAGAAGAACACGAUGGAUCUCUUUCGGAUUCUUCCGACGCUUACAAUCGAAACCGACAUCAUUCUAAACCUAGCUCAUACUCAACCGCAUGGCCAAAGAGUUACAGGCAGUCGAUUGAUCUUUACGGAAGUGUACCAUCACCGAGUCCUGGUUUUCUUGGCAACGCUUCAUUGUCAAGAUUCGAAAGCUCUUUCAUGUCCCUAACAAGAAGACACACACAAGAAUCACUACCCGCUGUGACAAAACCUCUGCUUGAAGAUGAAGAAGCGCCAAAGCAUAAACGUAGCUCUCAUUCUCUGCUUCCUUCGAAAGCCUCACCCAUGGUGUCUCAUGAAGUGGGAAUCUCCAACGACAGCUCGUUCGUACAAGCCGUUGUUAACGGAGUGAAUGUGUUAUGUGGUGUUGGGAUAUUGUCAACACCAUAUGCUGUGAAAGAAGGAGGAUGGUUGGGACUUCUCAUUCUAUUUGCAUUUGGGAUUCUCUGUUUCUACACUGGUUUGCUUCUGCGUUACUGUCUUGAUAGCCAUCCUGACCUCCAGACCUAUCCUGAUAUUGGCCAUGCCGCUUUUGGUACCACCGGCCGUGUCCUUGUCUCCAUAAUACUGUAUUUGGAGCUAUAUGCUAUGAGUGUUGAAUACAUAAUAUUGGAAAGUGAUAAUCUUUCAUCAAUGUUUCCAAAUGCUUCUCUAAGUAUUGGAGGGUUUCACUUAGAUGCGCCUCAUUUUUUUGCUCUGCUCACCACCCUCGCUGUUCUCCCCACCGUUUGGCUUCGAGAUCUCAGUGUUUUAAGUUACAUUUCAGCUGGAGGGGUGAUUGCAUCAGUGUUGGUGGUUUUGUGCUUGUUUUGGAUUGGUUUGGUUGAUGAAGUUGGAAUUCACAGCAAAGGAACUCCUCUAAACCUAGCAACAUUACCGGUUUCUGUUGGACUCUAUGGUUAUUGUUACUCAGGACAUGGUGUUUUCCCAAAUAUUUAUACUUCCAUGGCCAAACCCUCUCAGUUUCCUGCUGUUCUCUUGACAUGUUUUGGAAUUUGUACUCUGAUGUAUGCAGUCGUAGCUGUCAUGGGAUAUAGCAUGUUUGGAGAAGCAACAGAAUCACAGUUUACACUUAACAUGCCUCAAGAUUUGGUUGCAUCCAAGAUUGCUCUGUGGACUACGGUAGUCAAUCCAUUUACAAAAUAUCCUUUUGCAAGAACUUACUCAAAAACGUUACUACGCAUUUCUGUAAUUUUCAUACAACCUUGUUCGCAUACAUUCUCCAUCUAUCGAAACUGA